CGCGACAGCUUGCGAGCAUGCCGCCGCGACCGAAGACGGAGAAAACGGGGCUUCGCCGCCGCCGGCGAGAGGAUGCGCUGCAUCACGUCGUCCAUACUGCGGCGGAGGUAGGCGUGGACGACGUGGCGCUGGCGCAGCACGCCGUCGAGGUCGAUCCUAACGCGGAGACCCAGGCGGGGCGGGGCUUGGAUGCGCCGCCGCCCGACCUCGUCGUUGGUGGGCACGCAGAGCUCGGCGUCGACGAUGGGGCGCUCGUCGAGCAUGGCGUCGAGGUCGAUCCUGACGCGGAGACCCAGGCGGAGCUCGGCUUGGAGGUGCCAGCGCACGCAGAGCUCGUCGUUGGUGAUGCGACUCGGGGUACUCAGGGCAUGGGUCCGGACCUUGGCGCGCUGCUGCACAAGGUGGAGGCUCUCAUGAACGACGUUGAUGCGCUUGUCGACGCGGUCGCGGCGUUCGUCGACCGGGUCGCGGGUAUGAACGGCAUGGAGGAGGAGGAUGGCUUCGCUGCGUUGCUUGACGCGGUCGUGGAGUUCGUCGGCCGGGUCGCGCGUGUCCGUGCCAUGAAGGAGCGCUUCGCUCGGCCAAGAUCGACAGGGUCUGUGGGCAAUGGCUUUCCUCGGCCAAGAUGGAUGUUGGCCUUGGAUGAAGAAGAAGUGAUAAUAACACCUGAAAUGCUAGGUUGGUGCACGCGCCCUGGUCUUGAUGCAAUGAUGAACUAUAUGAAGAGGCGGCUGGAAGCAAUUGGAAAGAAAAAACAAAAGGAAGAGAUGUGA
Molecule: messenger RNA, 773 nt
Organism: Triticum dicoccoides
Lineage: Eukaryota; Viridiplantae; Streptophyta; Magnoliopsida; Poales; Poaceae
Exons: 2
Coding region: 18-773 (251 amino acids)
Source: RefSeq, a predicted model, not a curated record